Messenger RNA from Penicillium brevicompactum, 267 nucleotides. RefSeq lists its product as uncharacterized. The transcript has 2 exons. NCBI's taxonomy places the organism in Eukaryota, Fungi, Ascomycota, Eurotiomycetes, Eurotiales, Aspergillaceae. The record is from RefSeq and is a predicted model, not a curated record. The coding region runs from base 1 to 267 and encodes 88 amino acids.
AUGAAGGACGCAACCAGUCGGACUGGACAUUGCGAAAAUCAUGGUUCGCCAUGCCAGCGUGUCAGUUUCAGGAAAUCUCGCACACCGGCUACGUCGUUGGUAUCGAAGAUCGUUGGGAAGCUCCGCUUUCCCACACGGCCUUGGUAUGUCAAAUCGCAAUCACGAAAAGCGAAGGGGAAACGCCCGGUGAGGGAAGCCCGGUUGGAGCCAUCCUUCAGCAAGAUUCUCAACACGUCUGCGGCAGGUACUUGGGGGCUAUUGAAGUGA